CAGUAGACGAAAUCCUAAAUUAAUUAAGAAGAGAAAAUAGAAAGAAAGAAGUCAGAAUAUAGUUCACAGUGUGUGACAGAUUUCCACACCCAGAAGAAACAGAGAGAUCAUUAAACAAGCACGUCUUCUGAAAUAGCUUUUCGCAGAAGCACUUUUCUCUUCCAAAAUCUCGCUGAUUUUACUUCUUCUCUGAAAUCCCUCUCUCUCAUUUGGGUUUUCUGCAUUGCCAUAUGUAAAGGAAGAAUCCAGAAGAGAUGUUCACUGAAGGACUUGAUAGGAGCGCCCUUCGUUGGGUUAGAGAGAAGGAGGAAGUUCCAUUUUCGGGUUCUAAUUUGCGGCCUAGGAUUGAUCCGAUUAUGCACAUUCGCAAUGGUAGUGGCGGCAGGGGGUUUGGACUCCCCCCUCCGUCUAAAUUUAGAAGUGGACACUUGCCCUCCAAUGCCAUACCGGUUCGGACAAUUCCAGCCGAUGGGGAUGAGAGUGGGUCUGCUUCUGAUAAUGACAGAACCACUGAUUCAGAAGAUGGAGUUUAUGGAGGCAGGUACUCGCUGGAUUCGUCACCGCAAGAUGAUAGGGUUCCCAGUGCCGCUGCUCAUAGGUAUGGGAAGCCGUCGCAAGGGCAGACCAAUUAUGGCAGUGAUUAUACUUACUCAGAUGUCAGUUCCUCGAUGGACACUGUUGUGGGGAGACAGAAACCUGUGGCAGAGAGAUUGGUGAGGGGAGCGAGGAAGUAUCCAGUUGCGCAGAAUGGUUAUACGGAGGACGAGUCAUCUGAUUCGGCUGCAAGCUCAGAGUUUUCUACUUCACGCAGGAACUUGGAAAGUGCUGCUGAAAAGAAUUUGCAUUCCACAAAGCUGCAGAGUAAAAAUUUUCCUGAUGACGAUGUUCCCAGUGCACCACCCUUUAGUGGUGCAACUCAGGAAAUUAGACAAGAUGAUGAGAAAAGUCCUACUAGAGUGCAUAGGACACCGCAUGCUACUUCUCCAUCUGAAUUCAAAACAACCCCUGGUAAAAAGCAGGAUGUUGUUACUGGAAAUGGGAAUCUUGAACAGUUUGCAAGAACUACAACUAGUUCCGAAGCUGCUGCGCCAUCAUGCUCAGCUCGGCUCCCAACAUAUUAUGCAAGUGCUCUAGGGCCAUGGCAUGGUGUCAUUGCAUAUGAUGCAUGUGUGCGUUUGUGCCUUCAUGCUUGGGCAAUGGAAUGCAUGGAAGCUCCCAUGUUCUUGGAAAAUGAAUGUGCUCUUCUACGAGAUGCAUUUAGUUUACGACAAGUGCUUUUACAAUCAGAGGAAGAACUGUUGGCAAAGCAGACUUCAGAGCUUGCAAGUGAGAAAGCUGCUCCAAAACCAAAGAAAGUUGUUGGCAAAAUGAAAGUGCAAGUGCGCAGAAUUAAAAUGGGCCUGGACCCACCUACCGGGUGCAGUAUUUCGUCUAUAAGGCCACCAGUAAUCAAACUGGAAUCCAUUCGUUAUCAUCUCUCCAGCUUCCAGUCUACACUUGCCUCUGGAUGGCAAGCCCUUCGAAAUAUUCGAGUUGCACCUCGGGUACCUGCAAAUGGUUCUUUUUCACGUCAAAGCUUGGCAUAUGUGCAUGCUGGUACUCAGUAUAUAAAACAGGUGUCUGGACUUUUGAAAACUGGUGUAACAAGUCUACGUGACAGUUCGUCCUCAUAUGAAGUUGUGCAUGAAACGUACUCUUGUUUGUUAAGACUGAAAAGUUCAACUGAAGAAGAUGCUGUCAAGAUGCAACCUGGAUCCGGUGAAACUCAUGUCUUCUUUCCAGAUAGUUUGGGAGAUGAUCUAAUAGUUGAAGUCUUUGAUUCGAAGGGAAAGCAUUUUGGUAGAGUCAUUGUUCAAGUGGCAACAGUUGUUGAUGACCCAGCUGACAAGCAACGCUGGUUCUCUGUCUAUCGUGAACCAGAACAUGAACCUGUAGGAAAGAUGCAGCUAUCUACAUAUUAUUCAACAAGUUCAGAUGACAAUCCCAAGUGUGGCUCUGUUGCAGAAACAGUUGCAUAUGACCUUGUUUUAGAAGCUGCUAUGAAGGUUCAGCAUUUUCAACAAAGGAAUCUAGUGGUGCAGGGUCCAUGGAAAUGGCUUUUAACUGAGUUUGCAACAUAUUAUGGUGUUUCUGAUGUAUACACCAAGCUGAGGUAUCUCUCUUAUGUUAUGGAUGUAGCUACACCAACAGCUGAUUGCCUCAACUUGGUGUACGAUUUGCUAAGGCCUGUUUUGAUGAAAGGCCAUAACAAGAGCACGCUGAGUCACCAAGAGAACCGAAUCUUAGGAGAAACCAAGGAUCAGAUUCAACAAACUCUUGCUCUAGCUUUCGAGAAUUACAAGUCCUUGGAUGAGUCAUCGCUUUCAGGAAUUAUGGAGGUCUUUCGACCUGCGACUGGGCAUGCUGCACCUGCAUUGGAGCCUGCUGUCAAACUUUACAUGCUUCUUCAUGAUAUCUUGUCUCCCGAAGCGCAGACUGCUUUAUGCCACCAUUUCCAGGUUGCUGCGAGAAAGAGAUCACGGAGGCACUUAGCUGAGACAGAUGAAUAUAUUACCAGCAAUAGCGAUGGUAUAUUGCUUGAUAGUUUGAGUAUGGCGACUGCUUACCAGAAAAUGAAAUCUUUGUGCCUUAACAUUAGGAAUGAAAUCCACACUGAUAUUGAGAUCCAUAAUCAGCAUAUACUCCCCAGUUUUGUAGACCUCCCACAUCUGUCAGCAUCAAUAUACAGCACAGACCUAUGCAGUAGAUUGCAUGCUUUCCUCGUUGCUUGCCCCCCAACGGGUCCUUCAUCCCCUGUAGGAGACCUUGUUAUAGCCACAUCAGAUUUCCAAAGAGACCUUUCCAGUUGGAACAUCGGCUAUAUUAAAGCUGGCGUUGAUGCAAAAGAAUUGUUCCACCUCUAUAUUAUGCUGUGGAUUCAAAAUAAGCGUGGGUCCUUGCUCGAAGCAUGCAAAUUAGACAAGGUAAAAUGGUCAGGAGUUAGGACACAGCAUUCGACGACUCCUUUUGUGGAUGAAAUGUAUGAUCGUCUGAAAGCAACUUUGAGUGACUAUGAGAUCAUCAUUUCCAGAUGGCCUGAAUAUGCCUGCAUUCUGGAGAAUGCUAUUGCUGAUGUCGAGAAGGCGAUCAUAGAAUCUCUAGACAAGCAGUAUGCAGACAUCCUGUCACCAUUAAAGGAAAAUUUGGCCCCAAAGAAAUUUGGCCUCAAGUAUGUUCAGAAGCUUGCCAAAAGGUCUGUGAGCGCCUAUACAGUCCCUGAAGAGUUGGGAAUUCUGUUGAAUUCGUUGAAGAGAAUGCUUGAUGUCCUUCGUCCCCAAAUCGAAGUUCAGUUCAAAUCAUGGGGUUCCUGCAUUCCGGAUGGUGGGAACACAGUUCCUGGAGAGCGUCUCAGUGAAGUCACUGUAAUGUUGAGAGCCAAGUUCAAAAAUUACAUACAAGCAGUUGUUGAAAAACUUGCAGAGAAUUCAAAGUUGCAGAGUGCUACAAAACUAAAGAAGAUUCUGCAAGAUUCAAAAGAAACCGUGGUAGAAUCUGAUGUGAGAAGUAGAAUGCAGCUUCUGAAAGGCCAGCUGGCAACCACAGUUACUCACCUGCACACUGUGUUUGGGACUCACGUCUUCAUUGCAAUUUGUCGAGGUUAUUGGGACCGAAUGGGACAGGAUGUUCUGAGUUUCUUAGAGAACCGAAAAGAAAAUAAGUCGUGGUAUAAGGGUUCUCGCAUCGCUGUCUCUAUUCUGGAUGAUACAUUUGCAUCACAGAUGCAGCAGCUGUUGGGGAACACACUGCAGGAGAAGGACGUGCAGCCCCCUAGAUCCAUAAUGGAAGUCCGGUCUAUUCUUUGCAAGGAUGCUGCCAAUCCGAAGGACAAUUCCUACUAUUUUUAGGUGCAAGUGUAUGAGGUGGGGAGACAGAUUGCCUUUUUGAAUCGACAUGUAUAAGCCGGGUGCUGCUUAUUUUUGUAGAGGGAGCAAGCAACUCGGCUGCUCUUGAGUCACAAGAGAACUCAAUGUUUCACAUGUUUUUGCUCGAAAAUAUAGGAUUGAUAAACAAUUUUUGUAUUGACCAAAUAUUGGCUUCAUAGAUUUCCUUUUCACGAUUUUAUCCAA
Molecule: messenger RNA, 4106 nt
Organism: Pyrus x bretschneideri (Chinese white pear)
Lineage: Eukaryota; Viridiplantae; Streptophyta; Magnoliopsida; Rosales; Rosaceae
Exons: 23
Coding region: 255-3884 (1209 amino acids)
Source: RefSeq, a predicted model, not a curated record